UUUUUCCGCUGCCAAUUAGUAGGUUUAUAUCCAUCACUUCGUGAAGAUUAACAAUUUAUUAUACCGCCGAGAGUUCGCUUAAAUUCCGGUUUAUCGAAGAUGAUUGAUCUUAUGAAAGUUGUUUCUGCAGUUGUACUUUCGUUGUUUGUAGUAGCUAAGUGCGGAUUUGCGGUCCCUCUGGAAAGCAAUGUCGUCGGAGGUCAUCGUUUCGGCAAUGAUGAUGAUGGUAGUGUCUACACCAUCAUUGUUCUCGGUGCUUCUGGAGACUUAGGAAAGAAACUGGUCUAUCCAGCGUUAUGGACUUUAUUCCGAGAAAAUUUAUUACCGAAAAAUGUCCACAUUGUUGGAUACGCUCGUUCCGAUUUGAGCGUGGAAAAAAUACGCAAAAAUGUGGAUCCUUAUGUCGUCGAUAAAACCGACGGAAAGAAAUACGAUCAAUUUUGGAGCGUCGUAAAUCGAUACGUUCGUGGCGGCUACGAUGCCGAUGACGACUGGAUUAAAUUAGAUGCACAACUCAAAGAACUGGAGAAAUCGGCACCGAAAGCCAAUCGGCUAUAUUACAUGGCACUUCCUUCCACUGUGUACCAACAGGCUAUCGUACCGUUGAAAGCCCAUGCCAUGGCAAAGUCAGGCUGGACACGUAUCGUUUUCGAGAAGCCAUUCGGUGAAGAUUCCGAAACGUCUGACAUUUUAUCGGCGCAAAUAGAAAAAUUAUUCACCGAAGACCAAAUCUACCGGAUGGAUCAUUUCUUGGGCAAAGAAGUCGUUCAAAUGUUACUCGGUUUCCGGUUCGGGAACACUCUGUUCGAAAGUAUUUGGGAUCGCGAACAUAUUUCUGCCGUUCUGGUUGAGUUGAAAGAAGAUUUUGGUACGUUGGGACGAGGUGGAUAUUUCGAUAAAGCGGGUAUCAUACGGGACGUUAUCCAAAAUCACUUGCUGCAAGUGCUGACGAUAAUUGCAAUGGAAAAACCACGGACCACCAACGCUGAUGAUAUUCGCAACGAAAAGGUGAAACUGUUGAAAGCGAUUCCUGCUAUCAAAUUAGAGGAUGCGAUUCUCGGCCAAUACGUUGGCAAUCCGAAUGGAACCACAGAUGAUGAACGGACGGGCUAUUUAGAAGACAAAACUUUGAAAGAUCAGAAUUCGAUAACUUCAACGUAUGGACUGAUGAGUCUCAACGUGGAAAAUGAUCGCUGGAGGGGAGUUCCAUUCUUCCUCAGAUGCGGCAAAGCAAUAAACGAUCAUCGAGCCGAAAUUCGAAUUCAAUUCAAAAAGGUUGCGGACGAUAUUUUCCAUGGACAAUCCAAAAUGAAUGAGUUAGUCAUCCGCUUGUAUCCGGACGAAGCCAUUCGAUUCCACGUCAAUUUGAAGCAGCCAGGUUUCAAUGAUACGCUGCAUCCAACGCAAUUGAAUCUUGUUUACAACGACAAAUUUCCGGGCGCACAAAUUCCCGAAUCAUAUGAGAGAUUGAUUGGUGAAGUUCUUGACGGCUCGCAGGUGAAUUUCGUACGAUCCGAUGAACUGUCCGAAGCGUGGAGAAUAUUCACUCCUCUUCUUCAUCAAAUUGAAAAACAGCAUCAGAAGCCUUACAGUUACGUAUUUGGUUCUCGUGGACCCAGCGAAGCUGACCAUUUCUUUGUGUCGCAUGGAUUCGAAUCGGAUCCCGACUUUACCUGGGAUAAACCUUAGGAUUGACGACAAUUUUAAUUGCAUUUGGUCGAAGAGCUCAUCCCGGCGAUUGAUGUACGGAAAUAUUUUUGAUUUGAUUAAAAGAAAUAAAUUGUCGAAGCAACGCACUUCAAGCAAAAGUGGUUCGAGUGACAGCUGUCAAAGAGAGUACUACUUUUUCCAUAUUUUUUACCGUGUCAAAAUUUUUUACUGUCCAGUUUCAGUACACUACUUAGAGUACCACUCAUGCUUGAAGUGCGUUUGUCGAAGCCAAUACAAUCAAUUUUUUUCUGGAGCAACUUUCCGACACAUUUACCUGUACUAAUCCGUCCAUUUGCAUGAAAAGUUGUAUUCGUGUCUUUCUUGGACGAUUGACCUCAGACCUCACUUUGCUCGGCCUACAAUUCGCAAAAUUGUCUAAAAUCAAUCUUUCAAAACAGAUACGUAAAUAGCUAUUUGUGGCGCAAAAUUUGCGUGAGUGUUACUCUAAAUAGGGUACUGAAACUUGACAGUGUUCCAUAUAACUGUAAAGCGUAACUGCUCAUUAAACAGCAAAAGGCUUUAAAAAUCCAUUCUUUGCUUGCAGUGCGUUGGCUUAGCAAGACGUUUACAAAAAUUGAUACUCCUAAUAAAUGUCGAGUUGGAUCCCGCAUAUCACAUAUCGAAAA
Bradysia coprophila is the source of this 2336-nucleotide messenger RNA. RefSeq names its product glucose-6-phosphate 1-dehydrogenase-like. Lineage: Eukaryota; Metazoa; Arthropoda; Insecta; Diptera; Sciaridae. Gene Ontology annotation, biological process: pentose-phosphate shunt, oxidative branch; glucose metabolic process. Gene Ontology annotation, cellular component: cytosol. Gene Ontology annotation, molecular function: glucose-6-phosphate dehydrogenase activity; NADP binding. The record is from RefSeq and is a predicted model, not a curated record.